Messenger RNA from Schizosaccharomyces osmophilus, 867 nucleotides. RefSeq names its product protein N-terminal amidase Nta1 (gene nta1). The coding region runs from base 1 to 867 and encodes 288 amino acids. Gene Ontology annotation, biological process: protein catabolic process. Gene Ontology annotation, molecular function: protein-N-terminal glutamine amidohydrolase activity; protein-N-terminal asparagine amidohydrolase activity. Lineage: Eukaryota; Fungi; Ascomycota; Schizosaccharomycetes; Schizosaccharomycetales; Schizosaccharomycetaceae. The transcript has 2 exons. The record is from RefSeq and is a predicted model, not a curated record.
AUGAAAUAUGGCUGUGUGCAAUUUAAUCCAACAAUUGGUAAAAUACAAAAUAACGUUGAAAAACUGUUUUCGCUCUUGAAAAAAAACGAAGAGCAUCUUCGUUCAGUGGAUUUGCUAGUUUUUCCAGAAUUGGUUUUGUCAGGCUACAAUUUCAAAAACAGCUCUGAGAUAGAGCCAUUUCUGGAAGAUGUCAAAAACGAGAAAAGCCCUAGUUUGUCGUUCGCUAAAAGUGUAGCUGAGCAGUAUCGCUGUUAUACUAUUAUUGGGUUUCCAGAGAUUCAAAAAUUUGAUGAUCAAACGUCUUAUUAUAACAGCACAGCUUUGGUUUCCCCCCAGGCGAAACUACUGAGGAUAUAUCAAAAGCAUUUCCUCUAUGACACCGAUAAAACUUGGGCAACAGAAGGAAAAGGAUUUAUGUAUGAUGAUUCCCUACCAGAAUUGGGUCCUAUUUCAAUGGCUAUCUGCAUGGAUAUUAAUCCCAAGGACUUCACUGCACCUUUUGAGAAAUUUGAAUAUGCCAAUUUCAUUAAGGACCAAAUGAUGAAAGAGAGCUCAAUAUUGAAUUCAAAAAAACAAAUGCCUCCACUUAUUGCUUUAAGUAUGGCCUGGUUGCUCUGUGACUCAGAUUGCUUAACGGUUCCUCAGCCAGAUUUAAUGAAUGUUAAAUAUUGGGUGGCCAGACUGUCUCCUUUAGUUGACAUGGAAAAGGAUUGUACUCUUCUAAUUGCUAAUCGUUGGGGCCAGGAAAGAGAUGUUACAUUCGCUGGUUCAAGUUGUAUUUUGCGUAUUGGGCACGGCAAAGCUGUAGUUCACAGUUUACUAAACGCAACAGAAGAUAAUAUUGCUUUCGCAGAAAUUAAUGAUUAA